Molecule: messenger RNA, 333 nt
Organism: Macrosiphum euphorbiae (potato aphid)
Lineage: Eukaryota; Metazoa; Arthropoda; Insecta; Hemiptera; Aphididae
Source: the annotation of a GenBank genome assembly
AUGCAGUUCAACAACUACCACGACGAGGCGCCGCUGAAGACCGACAGUGACGCGCCGCCACCGGCCGAGGGACGCAUGGAUGUCGGCGAAACAUCGGAGUGUAAGCCAAGAUUUGGACGGCACGACGCUCACAAACGUCACGAUACAAUGGGCGAAAUUGUACAAAGUGGUACUGAUAGUAUGAAGUUUAAGUACAAUCAUGACAAUGAUUUCGUUGAUAGCCGGUUCAAAGAAUUGAUCCCACAUCCUGAAGUUGUUGGUGUACUUCAAACUGACAAGUAUGGGAACUCUGUGAAACGGGAUCUCAAAUUCCAUCACAGCACUCUAUGGUAA